Strongylus vulgaris is the source of this 198-nucleotide messenger RNA. Lineage: Eukaryota; Metazoa; Nematoda; Chromadorea; Rhabditida; Strongylidae. The record is from the annotation of a GenBank genome assembly.
AUGGUUCAAACUACGGGAAAGGACGGUUUUCGCAUCUUGAUGUGUAGACCAACAUACUUUAAGGUUUUCUAUGCUAUUAACCCAUGGAUGAGUGUCACUAACCUUGUGGACGAACCCAAAGCAAAGAAACAAUGGGAUAUUGCUAAGGAGACAAUAGAAAAAUGUGGUGCUAAAGUAGUAGUGAUGGAGCCGGAUGAG